Penicillium argentinense is the source of this 1434-nucleotide messenger RNA. RefSeq names its product pepsin-like aspartic protease. Lineage: Eukaryota; Fungi; Ascomycota; Eurotiomycetes; Eurotiales; Aspergillaceae. The record is from RefSeq and is a predicted model, not a curated record. The transcript has a single exon. The coding region runs from base 1 to 1434 and encodes 477 amino acids. Gene Ontology annotation, molecular function: aspartic-type endopeptidase activity. Gene Ontology annotation, biological process: proteolysis.
AUGCGUCUCUCACCAUGUCUGGUCGUUGCCGGCCUUUCGACGAGCGUGCACGCUUUUUAUCCGUGGGAGCUUAAGAUCGCAACGGGCGCGAGCAUUUCAUCCAGGCAAACCGGGUUCCGUCGAUUUAUGCCAUGGAGCUUAAUUCCGGAAGAAUCAGAGGAGGAGGAGACCGCGCCGUUGACGCUCGACAUCAAGAAAUUCCGUCGCGACUAUUCCAUCGUCGAGUCGGAGACCCCGACACUAAAGAACAGUGCUGCGUUGGACCAGGAUGGCAAGGACUUUUCCUACUUUUCGGUGGUCAAAGUUGGCUCGCAGCAGCAGGAAAUGUGGCUGGCGUUGGACACGGGAUCGCCGAGCAGCUGGGUGUUUAGCUCCAAGUGCAUUAGCGAUACCUGCAAAUCCCAUCAUACAUUCGACAGUUCUACCUCCGACACCUAUUAUUCCAACAGCUCGACCUUCAGUCUCGGGUACGGCAGUGGACAGAUCCAGGGGGAUCUCGGCCAGGAUACCAUGUCCCUUGCCGAUCUGGAUGUGACGCUGUCAUUCGGAUUCGCGACCUCGGCCACCAAGGCGUUCAACAGCUACCCAAUCGAUGGAAUUCUCGGCCUCGGACGAUCGUAUACCAACGGCUGGGAAAUUCCCUCGUUCAUGGACAAGGUCGCCGAAAAGGGCCUGAUCAGUUCCAACCUUGUCGGGUUCAGUCUGUCACGGGCAAAUGACAACAACAAAGAUGGCGAGGUUAACUUCGGGACCGUCGACACAACCAAGUACGACGGAGACAUCACCUACACCACCACCAACGCCGAUACAUGGACCAUCCCAAUGGACGAUGCCUACGUAAACGGCGUCCCCUGCAACCUAAUCGGCAAAUCCGCAAUCAUCGACACAGGCACCACCUACAUCCUAAUCCCGCCCUCCGAUGCAGCAACCCUCUUCGGCCUCAUUCCAGGCUCCUCGCAAUCCGGCGAGAACUACAUGAUCCCAUGCGACUCGACCGCGACCGUGGAAUUUGAGUUCUCGAACGUGAAAUACUCCAUCGAACCGGAGGAUUACAUCGGCUCGGAGACGGACGGAGGCUGUAUCUCGACCAUCGUCGGCCACCAAUCCUCCGGACCAAACACCUGGCUCGUCGGCGACGUCUUCCUAAAGAACGUGUACUCCGUCUUCGACUUUGACAACGGCCAAAUCGGCUUCGGGACAAAGGCCUCCAACUCCUCAUCCGGCAAUGGAACAUUCACCGCGCCGGCCGUGACAGCCGCCGGCACCAUUGCCUCUGCCGCGUCCACAGAUGCGGCCGCAGCAUCUGCCGCCGAAAAUUCAGCCACGUCGACGGCCACAUCCGGACCCGUCGCGACUAUCAACUCCGCCACUCGCUUCUCCAACGGUCUCGCCUUGUCACUAAUUAUGACUUUCGCUGCCGCCCUCAUCCUCUAA